AUGACCAGUUGUGGCCGGCAGUCCCUCAACGUGCUCGCCGUCCUCUUCUCAUUGCUGUUUUCUGCAGUCUUGUCCGCUCAUUUCCGGGUCUGUGAGCCCUACACCGACCACAAAGGCCGCUACCAUUUCGGCUUCCACUGCCCCCGGCUCUCCGACAACAAAACCUUCAUCCUCUGCUGUCACCAUAACAACACGGUCUUCAAAUACUGCUGCAACGAGACGGAGUUCCAGGCAGUGAUGCAGGCGAACCUCACAGCUGGCUCCGAGGGUUACAUGCACAACAAUUACACCGCCCUGUUGGGAGUGUGGAUCUAUGGCUUUUUCGUGUUGAUGCUGCUGGUCCUGGAUCUUUUGUAUUACUCGGCAAUGAACUACGACAUCUGCAAGGUUUACCUGGCACGGUGGGGUAUCCAUGGACGCUGGAUGAAACAGGACCCCCGGCGGUGGGGGAACCCCGCUAGGGCGCCUCGGCCAGGGCAGCCAGCCACGCAGCCCCAGCCUCCCCCGGGCGCCCUACCGCAGGCCCCCCAGGCUGUGCACACGUUGCAGGGAGAUGGCCACAGCCCGCCGCUGAUGACCUUCCAGAGCUCGUCCGCCUGAAAACCUUUUUGCUGUGCCUCAGGAUGGGGGAGGUGAGAUGAAGAGCACCCGGCACAGCUUCCAGGAAGAACAACUCCUA
Molecule: messenger RNA, 679 nt
Organism: Trichechus manatus latirostris (Florida manatee)
Lineage: Eukaryota; Metazoa; Chordata; Mammalia; Sirenia; Trichechidae
Gene: SHISAL1
Product: shisa like 1
Exons: 4
Coding region: 1-600 (199 amino acids)
Source: RefSeq, a predicted model, not a curated record